UAGUUACUUUGUCCCUAAUCUCCACAGCAUGACAGAGUUUACAUUUGGGAUCACAUUCGUGCGACAUGGGGAGACGCAGUAUAAUAAAGAUGGCGUGCUUCAAGGCCAGACUAUUGACUCAGACUUGUCAGAGAUUGGGCUGCAGCAGGCUGAGGCUGCGGGAUGCUACCUGAAAGAUGUUAAAUUCCACAACGUAUUUGUCAGCAGUAUGCUGCGAGCCCGGCAGACUGCAGAAAUGAUAUUGAAACACAACAGCAGUUGUUCUGGUCUACCAAUGGCAUGUGACCCUUUACUGAAAGAGGUGAACUUUGGGGUUGCUGAGGGGGGGCGAAUGCAGGACGUGAAAGAUAUGGCCAAGGCAGCUGGUCAGUCAUUUCCAGGCUUCACCCCUCCAGAGGGAGAGACUCAGGAGCAGGUGAAGGAACGGUUCAAAAAGUUUUGGGAGAAAAUGCUCCAGCAAAUCCAAUCCGAACAUUGGCUUGACAGAGGUGAGGGUGAAAGUGCCGUAGCUGUGACACCACAACCAUCUCCUGUGGAGGGAAAGGCAGACGAUGGGGUCAAAGGUGUUCCUGUCCAUGUACUGGUGGUCACCCAUGGGGCUUACAUGUGUGUGGCAAUGCGCUACUUUGUGGAGGAGUUACAUUGCCCAUUACCUGAGGGUUUUGACAAAACACGUAUGUUCUCUGUAAGUCCGAACACAGGCCUCUGUCGGUUUAUACUAACCUUGAGGAAAGAUAAGGACACUCUCAAAUCAUCAGGGAUCCACUGUGUGUUCAUGCACAGGGCGGACCAUAUUAAAAAGUAGGAGCUGCAUGUAUCAAGGUUUAGAGGUUAACCCUAACCCUUACGAAAUGUAUGGGAGUACAAUGUGGAAAAACUCACAGAAAGUUUACAAUUUACAUUAUGUAUUUAUUUAUGCAUUCUGUAUUUAUUUUAC
This is a messenger RNA of Scomber japonicus (chub mackerel), 937 nucleotides long. It is a transcript of the gene tigara, whose product is annotated as TP53 induced glycolysis regulatory phosphatase a. The transcript is spliced from 6 exons. NCBI's taxonomy places the organism in Eukaryota, Metazoa, Chordata, Actinopteri, Scombriformes, Scombridae. The record is from RefSeq and is a predicted model, not a curated record. The coding region runs from base 29 to 805 and encodes 258 amino acids. Gene Ontology annotation, biological process: negative regulation of programmed cell death; fructose 2,6-bisphosphate metabolic process; negative regulation of glycolytic process. Gene Ontology annotation, cellular component: cytosol. Gene Ontology annotation, molecular function: fructose-2,6-bisphosphate 2-phosphatase activity.